Molecule: messenger RNA, 1200 nt
Organism: Plasmodium knowlesi strain H
Lineage: Eukaryota; Apicomplexa; Aconoidasida; Haemosporida; Plasmodiidae
Exons: 1
Coding region: 1-1200 (399 amino acids)
Source: RefSeq, a predicted model, not a curated record
AUGAGUAAACCCAGGAUUUCAAUAUGCCAGAUAAAAAGCGUCGGCGACAUCAAGGGAUGGAGCUUGAAAGGAAUAGAGUCAUGCAGAAAGAAAAUAUUCGGGUACGCAGAAAAUAUGCCGGGCGAAAAAAACUGGAUUAAACCUCUAGUAGGGAAGAGCAUGCAAAAUUAUUAUUUUCCGUCUAAAUAUUUACACUUAGAUUUUAACUUAAAGGAGUAUAUGAGGAUGCAGACCGUGCGUUUUAAAAAGAAGGAGAUAGACGACAGCUUAAUUAAUUUACAAAAAUGUAUUAAUCUCAUAAUUGAGAACAAAGACAAGGUGGAAAAUUUUUUAGCAAGCAUACCAAAGGAGUUGUAUCUUGAAAAUCAGAGCUUGAGAGAUUUUUACUCUCUAUAUUUGACCGUCUUUCCCGACCAUAAAGAUCAGCACGAAGAGAAGUACCAACACAAGCAUGCGUUAUCGCCCGAUGAUUUAAGAGAAUUAAAUUUGCACGAACACAAAUUCAGUUGGUUUAGUCAGCGAGUGAACAAUGGUAGGGGAACGCAAGCGGAUAAGUCCAAUUUCGAGGACUCCCCUUUUUGCACACAAAAUGGAAGUGAAAACGAAAAUUACCUGAACAAGUCAGGCAAAAUGGGAAAAAAAAAGGUGACACCCGAGGAGCAGGAAAAAGGUGAAGAACGCCAAGAGGCAUGUGAAGAAGUAACAACACACACGAACAGUUAUGACAAAAUAAUUUUUGCCAAAACGAAGGGAAGGCUGUCAUUUAGGAGGAUAAUACUUGGGGAGAAAUCCCCGGAACGUGGGGAUAAGCCGCUGACAGGAUUGAAUUGUGGGAAGGAAGUAAAUACAACAGUCGAAAAGCUACACUACGUAGACUGUGACGUGAAUAUAGGACUAGAGGAGCGCCGAGAAAAAACGAAAGCAGAAAUUGAGGAACACGAAACAUCAAAAAAUCACCUUUUGAAUUUGCUAAGCCAAAAUGAACAUUUACAAAACACUUUUUCCAUCAGAAACAGGUUUAUCGAUCCGCUGUAUCUCCGACGUAGGUAUUCCUUCAUUGACAAAUUAACAAAAAAGAAAAUAAAAAAAGAAAAGUAUAAAACUUACAGAAAGCACUUCAUUCAACAUGCCGAUGAGAAGGAAGUGUGGCCAGAUAACAAAGGAUUGCUCAACAAGGUUUACCCAAAUCCCUACUCGUGA